UCGCUGGAUAGCCGAUCGUGGGGAUCCGUAGGCGCCGCCCCUCCCCUGCGGCAACCACCUACCCCUUCCCUGCUCCGCUCCGCUCCCGCCUGCCACCACCACUCUACGCCGCCGCCAUCCCCCGCGACAGCCCGCUGCCCUACACCUCCCGUCCUGCUCCGGCCACCACGACUCUCCUCCAUCGUCAUCCCCUGCGACAGCCCCCUACCCCACACCUCCCGUCCGGCUCCGGCCACCAUGAUCUCCUGCGGCGGUCCCCUACCCCACACCUGCGACAGCCCCCUAUCCAAUACCUGCCGUUCGCCGCUAGCCACCACACCAUCCCUUGCGACAGCCCCCACUGCAACCCCUGCCAUCCGCCGCCGACCUCCAUCGCUCUCCUUCGUCGCCACCUCCACUGCCUGGGCUAAUAUGCCUGGCUGCGUUUCGGGCGAAAUAAUCUUGCGGGAGACGGACUUAAUUUGCUUCUGUUCGUGCGGCAGGCGCAGUCUAAAAGGAGUAAUUUUUUUCCGAAGGAGUCUGUCUGUUGAGAAGUUGAAUUGUGCAAUCGGGGAAGAGAAAAGAUAGGUCUAGGGCACAUCUAGAUAUGCUCUAGUUAUUGCACAUCUAAGUGAGUGAAUCAAGCAUAAAGAGGAAAGAAAAAAAGAAAAAGAAAAUAUCCACACGAAUCACAAUGUAAGAUCAAUGACAUAAGACUUAGAUGUGCAAUACUUAUGGCACAUCUAGAUGUGCCUUAGCAAAACUGAAAAGAUAAAUUUCUGUUUGUGCGGCGAGGGCUGUCCAAAAGGAGGAAUUUUUUCUGGGUCUAUUAAGGAGUUGUAAUCAGGAUCCUCCCCCCUCUCCUUUAAUAUCUCCUCCCUUCUGGACUAGAGCUGGCCUUAAUAAAUAGAGAGUCGGAGGAGUAGGAAGGGGCCCUCGUCGAUCGAAUAAGUUGGCAUCCCUGAUUUGAUUUUUGCCGGUGAUUAGUCUCCUUUGUUGCGCCGGCCUAAAUAAGCAGAGGAGGAGUAGUAGGGGGAUUCGAAUAUGGGCAGAUCAGGCAUCCGCCGCUUGUCGCAGAUCCAAUAAGGUCGAUCCAAAUAGUUCAGGCGUCUCAUCAUCAAGAACAGUUUUUUCAACAAGACCAGUUGAUCUGAUCAGCCAUGAUGAAGAAAAGACGUCACCGCAGAAACAAUGUAAAUGCAACACAGAAAGCAACCCUCAACAAAGACGCUGCUGGCAGCGAAGAAGUCGGAGACAGGCUUAGCAAGCUGCCUAAUGACAUUCUACUCAACAUUCUGGAGAGGGUGGACACGCUCGAUGCAAUAAUGACCUGCAUCCUAUCAAAGCGAAUGAUGAAGCUCUACACCAAGCUCUCGCAGUUCUUCCUAAGUUGUAGUUCCAUUCUAGGUCACAAUGUUAGAACCAACAGUGAAUAUGUCAGAACCAACAGUGUUGUGGCUCAUGUAACGGAUAAUAUCUUGAGCACAAAGAGUCCGGAGAUCACCAUUAGCAAACUCAAAAUCAGAUUCAUCUUGAUGCAACCUGAUUGUUACACAAUUGACAAAUCUGUCGCCCGCACCAUGGCAACACAGAAGGUUGGUGCAGCUGAGUUUGAGAUCAUAACAGAGAAAAUUCAUAAGAAGUGUUCUCCUGCCGAUCUCCUCUAUCAUGCGAAGCAGUUCAAUGAUUUUUUCAGUGCUUGUCUGGAUGCAUUUGCUGGCCUCAAGCGCCUGUGGCUGCGCAAUAUGAGGUUUGGUGAACUAGACAUACCCAACAUCCUCACCACUUGCAAGCUCUUGGAGUCUUUGCAUUUAACCAAUUGCGACUCGGGGAUGAAUUCUGUGGUGCAACUAGAACAUGCUAAACUUACUGAGCUCGAGGUCGAGUAUGGGAAAUUUGAGAUAGUUGAGCUGACAUGUCUACCAAAACUCCAACGGGUGAGCUAUAAGGGCUGGUUCAACUCUCAUAAAGGUCCCCUGUAUUUUGGUUUUGUACCACAGCUUUCAAAGCUGAGGCUUGCUAAAAUUGGCACCCGACCAACUAGGACUCUUGAGUUAAGUCAGCUCCUUGGUAAUGUUCCUUACAUAGGCAACCUGCAUCUGGAUUUUCAAAGUGAAAAGAUUUGGGUUCUGCCAGAAAGCUCGAAGCUGCUCAGGCCUGUGCUCAGCCAACUACAGCAGGUGAAUCUGGACAAUCUUUCUGAAGGAUGUGAUUUAGCUUGGCAAUGUUUAUUAUUGAAGCUGCACCGUCCCUAAAAGAGCUCUGCAUCACAGUCUUGGAUCAUUGGUGCAAUAUGGUGAUGAGAGACAAAGAGUUCCGGAAGAACAAUGGUUUCUGUGAAAAGGCAGACGUGGAGUGGAAGCCACCCCCCUGAUUUCAAGCACAAGAAUCUGGUUAAGCUCACCAUCUAUGGCUUCCAACCUGACGACAUCUUUGUGCGAUUCAUCAGGUGUGUCAUGGAACAUGCGGAUAAUAUGGCAGAGAUAUCUCUGCAUGACAGGAAGAAGGUAUGUCUGCGCUGUGGUGUCUUGGAUCCUGAGAUGAAGUACCCAUCGAGGUAUCCACGGAAUGCUGAUGAACGCACACAUAUCACUGAAGAAUUGGGGAGGUCUUUGCCUGCUAUGGUUCGCUUCUGGACGUAAUUAACAAAAAGAGAUGUACUACCUAGUAUUAGUACUAGUUUGCAAAUCCUCUGAACUAUAAUUUAGUAGUACUCUUGCUUUCCUUUGAAUUGAAGCUAUGUGAAGUGUUUGUCUAAUGGAGAAAAUAUUUAGUAAAUUUUUAGAGUAUUUUGACA
Molecule: messenger RNA, 2776 nt
Organism: Triticum aestivum (bread wheat)
Lineage: Eukaryota; Viridiplantae; Streptophyta; Magnoliopsida; Poales; Poaceae
Exons: 4
Coding region: 1140-2234 (364 amino acids)
Molecular function (GO): protein binding
Source: RefSeq, a predicted model, not a curated record